CCUCGACACGUCCGACACGGUCUACAUCUCUGCGACUUCUUUGGUCUUCUGCACAGAGCUAUAUGCGCUGAGGGAACACUUGGCUGAUAUUAUCUGAUAGACUGGCUAUUAAUGGUCAUCAUGACUACGGUUUUACCCCCCGUUUACUCCCUAUCAGCAGAAUGCCCUGUCAAGUGGACAAUUGCGCAGGAGCGUGCGCUGAACGAUGAGGUCGUAUGCUAUGACGAGGAACAUAGUAUCACAGGAGCAGCGAUAUAUGCAAGACAGGUUUAUCUACGAUUUUUAUGGUUCCCCGAGUCCAUCGUCCCCCUCCGUGCUCUCGUUGCAUCACUCCUACGAAUCCAGUCACCUACGACGUCACCAUGCUCGUCCUCUGGCGUCCCUUCACAUCCCCUGCACGACCUCCUUCGCCCGCUCCUCCUAACUCCGCGGUCGACAUCCCAGAAGUACCACAGCCGCAUCAAUCGAUUAAUUGAAGACGACCGCCACUCAGAAGACAAUGAGGAGCAGAUGCUGUGGCUCGCCUACCGGAACGCCAAAGGCGAUGCUGAGCUGGAGCAACAGACACAAGAUGCAUCCGGUGCGGUGAGCAUGUUUGACGCAGAAGAAGCGUGGAAGGACCGAUGGCUCGCGAGGAUGGAGCAGCGCGAAGUUCAGGUACAGAUCAUCCUGCAUUUCCUUCUCCUCUCCCUUCCUGGCGCACCGACACCUCCCAUCGAAGAGCUCCGGGCUGAGCUCCCAGUGCACCUCUCACCGUCUAAGAAACGCAGGCGGAAACACAGGGAGCCUACACCUCCCCCGCAGGGUCCCUCUCUCGAGGAGUGUCUCGAGCUCUUCAUGGACAAGCUAUCAAUGUGGCAGCUCAUGUCUGCACUCGACGCUCAGGAUGCGCAACGCGAUCGGGGCACAAUUGCACGAGCUAAAGGCAAGCAGAGAGUCGAGGACGAGCGGGACUGGAUGCAGAUUUUUUGCGAGGACGUCGUCGAGCCU
This is a messenger RNA of Fomitopsis serialis, 990 nucleotides long. RefSeq lists its product as uncharacterized. The annotation marks the transcript as partial. The record is from RefSeq and is a predicted model, not a curated record. The transcript has 3 exons. NCBI's taxonomy places the organism in Eukaryota, Fungi, Basidiomycota, Agaricomycetes, Polyporales, Fomitopsidaceae.